UCAGAACUGUCGUGAAAGGGGGCGGGGCGCGUCAGGCUAGAGCCAACGCCAGAGGCCCACGACGCUCCUGGGGCGGCUAGCUGGCUGCUGGCGCCAUGGAGCGUUACGCUGGCGCUUUGGAGGAGGCGAUGGACGGGGCCCGGCAGCAGGAGCGGCACUACCAGCUGCUCUCUGCGCUGCAGGGCCUAGUCAAGGAGCUGCCCAGCUCUUUCCAGCAGCGCCUGUCUUACACCACGCUCAGCGACCUGGCCCUGGCGCUCCUCGACGGCACCGUGUUCGAAAUCGUGCAGGGGCUGCUGGAGAUCCAGCACCUCACCGAGAAGAGCCUGUACAACCAGCGCCUGCGGCUGCAGAACGAGCACCGAGUGCUCAGGCAGGCGCUGCGGCAGAAGCACCAGGAAGCCCAGCAGGCCUGCCGGCCCCACAACCUGCCCGUGCUCCAGGCAGCUCAGCAGCGCGAGCUAGAGGCCGUGGAGCACCGGAUCCGUGAGGAGCAGCGGGCAAUGGACCAGAAGAUCGUCCUGGAGCUGGACCGGAAGGUGGCAGACCAGCAGAGCACACUGGAGAAGGCAGGGGUCGCUGGCUUCUAUGUAACCACCAACCCUCAGGUGGUGGCCAGGCUUCACUGGAAAUCAGCCCUGAGGGCUCACUAGACUGGUCUCCAGGACCCAAUAUCUGCCCCAGGGCCAUGAGGAAAGGAAGGCUGCUUCCUGGGACCUUUGCCAGGGAUAAGGGGGACCUCACAGCAGCUCUGUGCAUUCCCAGGAGCUGACACUACAGAUGAACCUACUGGAGCUCAUUCGGAAGCUGCAACAGAGGGGCUGCCAGACAGGCAAGGCGGCCCUGUGACCAGGCAAGGUUUUUGCCAGUGACUGCUGCUCUUGGUGGCUGGGAAGACAGCCCUGUCCCACAGUCACCUAAGGCAGCAGAAAGCUGAGUGGCACUUGUCUUCCUGAAGUCUGGCUGCCACCUUCCCAGCUGCCUGCAGGAGAGGUGCCCUGUAGGGAGAAGCUGGAUGGACUUGGCUGCACCAGCCACCCACCUUCAUUUGGGUUUUUUGUCCAGAGCUAGGGUGGUAAGGUGAGGGGAAGAGCGGGCCCGCCUUCUGGCUGUCUGCCCCAGGUUUCCCGUUUGUUCUGGUCUCAGGCUCUCCCUUGGCAGGUGCAGCCCCCACCUGGGAAAGGCUCCCAAGCUCUAUGUGACCCCCAAGAAAUAAAGACACCUCAGUAUGGCCUGCA
Molecule: messenger RNA, 1238 nt
Organism: Sus scrofa (pig)
Lineage: Eukaryota; Metazoa; Chordata; Mammalia; Artiodactyla; Suidae
Product: protein DGCR6
Source: RefSeq, a predicted model, not a curated record